This is a messenger RNA of Malassezia vespertilionis, 756 nucleotides long. RefSeq lists its product as uncharacterized. The transcript has 2 exons. Gene Ontology annotation, cellular component: fungal-type cell wall. Gene Ontology annotation, biological process: fungal-type cell wall polysaccharide metabolic process. The coding region runs from base 1 to 756 and encodes 251 amino acids. NCBI's taxonomy places the organism in Eukaryota, Fungi, Basidiomycota, Malasseziomycetes, Malasseziales, Malasseziaceae. The record is from RefSeq and is a predicted model, not a curated record.
AUGGCCUUUAACAACAUGCCCAAGUUCGGUUUGUCUUGGGCGAAUAAAAACAGCUUUGACAUUAACAAUUUUAUUAACCGAAAUGUCGGCUGGUACUACUCGUGGGACGCGACGCCGGGCUGGAAGAACGCUACUACUGACAUUACAUUCUGCCCUAUGCUUUGGGGUGCAAAGAAUGCGCAGGAUUUCAACCGCCGCGUCACACAGGACCCGAACGGUAAGUACAACCAAGGUAAGUGUGUGCUGGGCAUCAACGAGCCCAAUCAACGUGGCCAGGCAGACAUGUCGCCUCUAGAGGCAUGCUCCUUGAUGGCACAGUACGUUGUGCCGCUUAAGAUGCACGGCUUCCACAUUGUGUCACCCGCGACUACCAGCGCGCCGAGCGGCACGGACUGGAUGGACGAGUUCCGUACGACGUGCCCUGGCGUUUGGAGUGCGAUCGACUCUGUGGCACUGCACUUUUACGACACGUCCACGACAAAGUUUAAGAAAUAUGUCAAUGACUGGCAUGACCGCUACGGCAAGCCGAUCUGGGUCACAGAGUACGCUUGCCAGAACUUUAACGGCGGCGCGCAAUGCUCAACCCAGAAGACAGUCGACUUCCACUUGGAAAUGGGCAAUUGGUUUGAGCAGCAGGACUUUGUCCAGGCGUAUGCGCCUUUUGGUGUGAUGCGAGAGAUGCAGGGUGUCUCGGCGCCCAACAGGCUCAUCCAGAACGACCAGCCUAACCUGCUGUUCAAUGCACUUACGUCGUAG